Messenger RNA from Fusarium subglutinans, 300 nucleotides. RefSeq lists its product as uncharacterized. The record is from RefSeq and is a predicted model, not a curated record. The coding region runs from base 1 to 300 and encodes 99 amino acids. The transcript has a single exon. NCBI's taxonomy places the organism in Eukaryota, Fungi, Ascomycota, Sordariomycetes, Hypocreales, Nectriaceae.
AUGGGUAGCGAGUCGGCAAACUUUGGCCUCUCCAAUGGCAUAACCGAAGUUGAAGAGCCCGCCCCCAUUCACGAUCAUGGCUUUUUGUAUACCUCGAACCAUGAACCGCCACAGAAUGACCAUAGGACCAGUCAAGUAGAACCGAAUUCCACGCUAGGCCCGCUAGAACAUGUCUUCAUUGAAGAUGCUAGAUCUGAGGCUGAGGAAGAGGGCUAUGAUUCUCCCGCCAACUAUACCAACCUAACCGAGAUUGGUGCCGGACUUCCAGUGGAAAGUCCAGACGAACAAUCCGAAUAUUAA